UAGCUAACUGCCAAGAUAAUCUUUCAGGAAAUGUGCCGCUCCAUGACGGGGGCACACAAAAACAUACAAAGAGAGAAAUUACAGGGUAAAAGGUUGGAGCACCGGUAUUUCAAAAGAGGACAGAACACUGCUGUCCAUCCUGGGCUCCCUCAGGUAUGCAGCUGCACCACCACUGAACAUACAGGAUGUUUCACUGGGUGGUGAAGGUGGUUCCUCAGCCCCCUGACGCCCCUGGUUCUCUGGGAGAGGAGACGGCCAAUCCCGCACCAAGAAACGUGUCUAAAGAUGAAGUGAAAAAAGUCAAGGCACAACCAGCCAAACAGAAGGAAGAUGAUAUUUCUGAGGACAACAGUAUUCAGAGUGGAGUGAUGACCUGGCUCUCCAAUGGAUUCACAAGUGCUCUUCCUCAACCAGCAGGCACACCUAACCUCAGCAGAUCCAACUCUGUAUCCAGGUCACUGCAGGAGGAUGAAAGGAAUGGGGUGAUUAAGUGGAUUGCAGAUGGACUGAGUAAAGUGGUACCCCAGCCAGAUGAAAAGUACAGAGAGGAUAUUCGAGAGGAGGAGGAUGAAACAGAGGAGUAUAUCGCAGAGCCAUGUGUUUAUAACAUGAAAGAUGUGCCGGAUGCAGAGCCCCUCCCACAUAUACCUGUGGUGGAGAUGUUUUCAGAAUAUGAGGAAGAGGAUCAGAUACCACAGUUCCCCCCCAAUGUGGUUAACUGGAUUAAGAAUGCUAUUCCUCAGCCUGUGAUGCUCCCUGCAGGCUACAUAGAGGCCCUAAGUAAGGCCCAACAGGCCCAGGUUCUCUCACCAUCUCCGGAGUCCCUCAAAGGAGAUGAGGACUCACAGAACUCAAAUGUCGUGGGCUGGUUCGUGACGGGCCUCGGCCUCAAGAUGCCACAGCCUGUCACGAGAUCCAGAGAUGAUGUUGAAGUUAUGCCGAAUGGGGGGGUGGGAGUGCUGAGAUCCCCUUAAACAAAAGGAGAAAGAAGACUGAGGAACCGUGAGAGAGACUGAGACUGAGAGCAAAGAGAUAGAGGCAGAAAAACAGACUUACCGACAUAGAUGAUUGUCGACAUUUAUACAGCUCCACUGAGCAACCUGGCAGCUGUGAGACAUCGCUUAAAAAAUAUGUUUAAUUUACCUUACUCUUUAUGGAAUGCAGAUAUUUUUGUUUGAUUUUAAUUGUGUAUAGUCAAUGUAUUAAAAUGAACUGUUUGUCA
Oncorhynchus tshawytscha (Chinook salmon) is the source of this 1222-nucleotide messenger RNA. RefSeq lists its product as uncharacterized. The record is from RefSeq and is a predicted model, not a curated record. NCBI's taxonomy places the organism in Eukaryota, Metazoa, Chordata, Actinopteri, Salmoniformes, Salmonidae. The transcript is spliced from 15 exons. Bases 186 to 974 code for a protein of 262 amino acids.